Molecule: messenger RNA, 1089 nt
Organism: Aspergillus puulaauensis
Lineage: Eukaryota; Fungi; Ascomycota; Eurotiomycetes; Eurotiales; Aspergillaceae
Exons: 2
Coding region: 1-1089 (362 amino acids)
Molecular function (GO): oxidoreductase activity; zinc ion binding
Source: RefSeq, a predicted model, not a curated record
AUGCGUGCCGUCGCCCUUGCUGGCGCGUUCAACAUCACCGUCAUCGAUGUGCCCAAGCCGACCAUCAUCAAUGCAACUGACGCCGUUGUGCGCAUUGCAGCGAGCGCCAUAUGCGGUAGCGACCUACACAGAUACCACGAGAACUCAGCUUCGCCUGACAACCCUGAACAGAUAGGCCACGAGGCCAUUGGGUAUAUAGAGGAAGUUGGCGACUCUGUCGAGACACUGAAGUCGGGCGAUUGGGUCGUUGUUCCAUUCGCGUUUGACGAUGGCCACUAUCAAUAUGGACCCACGAUUGACGAACCAUUGGCGUCCUCUACAGGAAUGCAAGCCGAGUAUGCGCGCAUUCCGUACGCGGAUGACUCACUUAUGCCCGUGCCCAUCAACAGUAGCGCAAAUGCUUCCACUGUUCAUGACUAUCUCUUCAUGUCCGAUAUUCUCGCUACAGGCUGGACAGCCCUUGACUUUGCCGGCCAGGGUCCUGGAGAUACGGUUGCGGUAUUCGGUGCCGGACCCGUAGGGCAAAUGGCCAUUCUUUCAGCCGGGGUGCGCGGCGCGUCCAAGAUCUACGUCGUAGACCAUGUGCAAGACCGCCUGGAUCUGGCCGCCUCCCACGGUGCCAUCCCGAUUAAUUUUGCGUCGGAGGACCCGGUGGAAGCGCUGCGCCGCCUUGAGCCGGCUGGCAUUACGCGCGUCGUCGACUGUGUUGGGUACGAGGCCGAAGACGCACAGGGUAAUGUGAACAGCAGCAUUGUGCUGCACCAGGCUGGACAGGUAGUGGCGCCGCAGGGCGGUAUUGGCGUCGUGGGAGUUUACGGGAGUGGAAGUCAAGCGCAGACGAUUGACAUCAAGCCUCUUUUCAUGAACAACUUCUCCGUGCGCGGAGGCGUGUCGUCCCCGCUGGAUCUCGGCACCGAGAUGCUCAACCUCAUCGCGACUGGUAACGUGCAUCCAGGCUCCAUUGUCAGCGCCGUUAUCGGGAUCGAGGAUGCGCCUGAGUACUACGCGCGGUUCAACCGUCGUGAGGAGACAAAAGUCGUUAUUGAGUUUCCUUUGAACGGAAAUCUCAGCUCCAGGCACAACAAAUAA